This is a messenger RNA of Meloidogyne enterolobii, 2928 nucleotides long. The record is from the annotation of a GenBank genome assembly. Lineage: Eukaryota; Metazoa; Nematoda; Chromadorea; Rhabditida; Meloidogynidae.
UUUUCCUCCCUUCUUUUCAGUUUCCUCAUUUCCUUCAUGGUAGAUGCACGUGGUGGUGCAAUGAGGGGUUGUCGACAUUCGGGUGUUCGUGUAAUAAUUCCUCCUCGUAAAGCAGAAGCUCCAACCCGAAUAACUUGUCGUUACUUAAAAAAAGAAAAAUUGCCAGUUCCGCUUCGUUUAAGUGAAGGAGAAGCCUUAGCCUCUCGUAUACUUGAAAUGGGCCCGGCAGGUGCCAAAUUUCUUGGACCUGUAAUUCUUGAAGUUCCGCACUUUGCUUCGCUCAGAGGACGUGAAAGAGAAAUUGUAAUUCUUCGCUCAGAUGAUGGGAAAUUUUGGAAGGAACACCAAUUAGAAGCGACUGAAGAUGCUGAAGUUUUAAAUGAAUCUUUCGAUGCUCAAGAGUUACAACAAUUGGAUGAAUUACACACUUCAAGAAUUACUAGAAUUUUGACUAAUGAUUUUCCAAUGUAUUUUGCUGUUGUUACUCGUGUUAGACAGGAAGUACAUUGUGUUGGUCCAGAAGGAGGAGUAAUUCUCUCGUCUGUUGUUUCGAAUGUUCAAGCAAUAUUUCCUGAUGGUUCUUUGACUAAAACAAUUAAAGUAUCUCUACAAGCACAACCAGUCCCACAAGAAUUAGUUACCAAACUUCAUGGAAAUAGAGUUGCUGUCUCUCCAAUUGUUACGGUUGAACCGAGAAGGCGAAAAUUCCAUAAACCAAUAACCCUUUGUAUUCCCUUACCUCAAUCAACAAACAAAGGAAUGUUAACACAAUAUCAACAAGAAAAACCUGGAAAGGACCAAAAAGAUUCACAACAACCACAACAUGAACCUCCAACACUUCGUCUUUUAUGUAGCAUUACUGGAGGUGUAAUGCCUGCCCAAUGGGAGGAUAUUACUGGAACGACACAAUUAACCUUCUCUGGAGAUGAGAUAUCCUUCACAACAACAGUUUCUGCACGUUUCUGGUUAAUGGAUUGUCAGACCCCGAGAGAUGCUGCAAAAAUGGCCCAAGAAAUUUACAACGAAGCAAUAGCAAUUCCAUUUAUGGCACGUUUUGCUGUAUUUGGCCGUCGCUCAUUCCCAACAGAAGGACAACUUAGAAUGUUUUGUAUGACAGAUGAUAAAGAAGAAAAAACAUUAGAAAAACAAGAAGGAUUUCAAAGAAUUGCUGUUUCGAGAGACGUUGAAGUUUUGGAGGGAAAACAUCAAUGGCUAGAGUUUGCUGGAAAUUUAGUUCCAGUUACUAAAAGAGGAGAUCAAUUAUCUAUUUUCUUUCAACCUUUUCAAGAGAAUAGAUUGGCUUUUAAUAUUAAGGUUCGACAACAAGACGAUCAAGAAGCUGCUUCUUCCGGCAAAGUUGCAAUAAUGAAAGAACCUCUUAAUAGAGCAGAUAUUUUACCUCCCCAACAUCCAAUUUGCAUGCUAUCGAUUACUUUGCCAGACUAUACAGGUCCAUUACCUUCGUUAGUUUUGUCUGAACAAAAAGGAGGAGGGGGAGGAGGUGAAGAUGACCAAUUCAAGAAACAGGCGCCUCUUACCCAACGUUAUUCUGAUGCUUUAUCUACAAAUGUAGCAGAGACUUAUCCAAACAUUCCAAUCGAAUUUGUUUCAAAAACUAUUGGGGCAGAUUGGGCAAGAUUGGGAAGAGUUCUUGGAAUCCAUCCAGAUGAUAUUAGACAAAUUCGUAGAGAAGUCCCUUCUGGAGGAGGGCAGGAAGCUCUUCAUAUGUUAAAAAUUUGGGUGUUUUUGAAAGGAACUUCUGCUAAUGAAUCAGAUCUUCGCCAAGCACUUCGUCAAAUUGGUCGUGAUGAUAUUUGUGUUCGAAUGACAGAUUCAGACAAUCAUUUAAUGGGAGCAGCUGAUUCAGACAUUAAUUUAUCUUCUGCUGCAAUUGGAACGCCUGUUAAUUUAAGACAAGACUUUUCAAGCAAAGGAAGUCUAGUAACCCCUAUACAACAGGCUAAUAAUAUAAUAGUUCCACAACAAUCAGCACCAAUUGAAGUAUCGGCUAUAGCUGCAGCAAUUACUCCAACUGCUGAAGUUGCAGCUGCACCUUUGUUUGCUGCCCAACCAGUUACUUUAACUGCUCCAGAACAACAAAUUGACGUUGAAACAGUGGUUACUCGAACUGAACGUCAUGUACAUCAUUCUGAGGACAUUAAUGAGCCUGUAGUUGAUGAACAUGUUACCACUCAAAUUUUCCGAGACGGCCAACAGAUGGAACAACUCGAAGAGCGAAAACUUGGCCAGCCAUUAAAUGAACAAGAACAGGCUCAAUGGGAAGAAAUGACUGGGGCGCAAGUUGAAGGAGAGCCAGAAAAUAACGAAGCAAUGGAUUAUCUUCAAAGAAGUCGAAAGGCAAUGGUUGUCGAUGGAGAUGAACAACAUUUAAUGGAAUAUGAUGAGGAAGGUCAUCCAGUUGGACAAACUACUGUUAAAACAACAACUUUAAUUACUACAGAACAUUUAAGAGAACCACCGCCAAUUAAUAUUGAAGAGGUUGAAGAAGAACCUCAGAAAGAAAUUGAAUCUUCUCCAAUAGAAGAAGAAUCUCCUUCCCCAAUAAUAGUGGAGGAAGAGGAUGAAAAUAAACAUUCUACGGGAAUUCAGUCUCAGCAUAGUAGUGAAGGUUCUUCUGUUAUUAUACACGAUGAUAAGCCACAAGAAGCAGAUGAUCCCUUCAAAAUUUAUGAAGAAGAAAUACAUUUUCAAGAAGAUAAUGAACCUCUUACUGAAGUAGAGAAAAGUUCAACAUUUGAAGAAAAAGAUGAAGAAAAAGAAGGAGGAGGAGGAGGAACAGAUUUAGGCAUAAGUACCUACGACAAUGUUCAUCGUGAAACAAGUAAUGGAUUUAAUGAGGAAGAUAUUCAAGAAGAAGAACAACAACAAAAAAGAGGUAGUAGUCAUGAUGAUGUAACUACAAAGUAG